Messenger RNA from Erythranthe guttata (spotted monkey flower), 745 nucleotides. RefSeq names its product cysteine proteinase inhibitor A. Gene Ontology annotation, molecular function: cysteine-type endopeptidase inhibitor activity. NCBI's taxonomy places the organism in Eukaryota, Viridiplantae, Streptophyta, Magnoliopsida, Lamiales, Phrymaceae. The record is from RefSeq and is a predicted model, not a curated record.
ACCACCCUGCUACUAUUAUUCAUUACACAGUCACAUUUUUAUUUGCAUAAUAAUUCUAUUUACGAAAAUGGCAACGGGAGCUAUCCGCCAGACCGAAGGAUCUCAGAACUCUCUCGAAAUUCACGAUCUCGCUAAAUUUGCCGUCGAUGAUCACAACACCAAACAGAACGCGCUCUUGCAAUUCAAGAAGGUAACCAACGUGAAGGAGCAAGUAGUUGCCGGUACCAUGUACCACAUAACGCUUGAGGCAGCCGACGGGGAGCACCACAAAGUGUACGAGGCCAAGGUUUGGGUGAAGCCAUGGAUGAACUUCAAGGAAGUGCAGGAGUUCAAGCACGUCGGUGAUGCUUGAAUUUGGCUUAUUUCCGAUCAGAUUAUGGCGGUAUUUAAAUAAAUAACUCGGAACUUUUGAGGCACGUUGAUCGUAGUUGAGGGGGAUACCUACCUCUCUUCCUCGAUGAUGAUUCUUGCUCCCUCUCGAGUUCAAUAAUGUUAGCUUAUCUGAUUUCGGCAAUUAAGGUUAUAUUUCUCUAACUUGAUAUAGUGUGGUGUAGUAUCAAGGGUAGUAAUUGUAAUAUGUACUGCUUACUGAUGGGAAUGGUGUUUAAUGUUAUAUAUAUAUAUAUAUAUAUAUAUAUAUAUAUAUAUAUAUAUGGCGGUUGCUUCUUCUUUGCUAGUUAUUGCCUUUUACGCAGAUGAUCUUGUGUUUUAUGAAUUGUGAAGAUAGCACUCUGUUUGCACGAUA